AUGAGAAAGGUAGGUAAGAGAGGUUUGGCAGGGGCUUUGGCUCGUCAUAAUCAAGCUGAACAAACCAAAUCCAAGAAGAUCAAAUCCUUAGAAGCAUCAAUUGCAAAUCAGAAGUUAAAAGAUCGUUCAAAAUCUAAUGGUAACACCAAGACCAAGAAAGGUAAGCAAGUACAUCACCAAAAAGGGUUGAUCCCUUUUGAUAAGGAAAGUCGACUAAUGUUGAUUGGAGAAGGUGAUUUUUCUUUUGCUGUAAGUAUAGUGAAACAAGAUUAUGUCAACCCGGAGUUUUUGGUGGCUACAAGUUAUGAUACUUUAGAUCAGUUGAAAGCCAAGUACCCAAAUGUUGAAGAACAUCUUAAGUAUCUCGAAGAAAUGAAAGUCAAGGUUUUCUUUGAAAUCGAUGCUAAUGAUCUUACUGGAAGUUUCAAACUCGAUAGUAAGAAGGGUAAAGCCAAAAUCAAAGACGUCUUACCAUCCAUUGAUUACAUUAUGUUCAACUUUCCCCAUACCGGGAGAGGGAUGAAGGAUGUAGACAGAAACAUCAGAGAUCACCAGAAACUUAUGGUUAAUUACUUCAAGAGCUGUAGUAAGAUCUUUGAUCUCGUUAAUGAUUCUUCUAAUGACGUUUUUGGAGGAUAUAAAGAUGAGAUUAAUAGUAAGAUCUUAAUAACGUUAUUUGAAGGGGAGCCUUACAAUUCCUGGCAAAUCAAGAUGUUGGGGAGAAGUGAAAACUGGAAAGUUGACAAAUCAGGGAAAUUCGAAUGGAGUUUGUUCCCUGAAUAUCAUCACCGAAGAACCAAUUCUGUCAAGGACACCACCAAACCAGCAAGUGAAAGAGAUGCCAGGAUCUAUGUGUUUGAGAAGUUUAAGAAGGUUACUAAAGAGGAAAGCGAUAGUGAGUAG
Yamadazyma jaroonii is the source of this 903-nucleotide messenger RNA. The record is from the annotation of a GenBank genome assembly. NCBI's taxonomy places the organism in Eukaryota, Fungi, Ascomycota, Pichiomycetes, Serinales, Debaryomycetaceae.